AGCUAGCUGAGCAUAUCCUAUCCAGUUAGCUAGCUCACGCAUAGCCUCUGAACUCCGAGUGGUAAGCUUGGAAGGACAAGAAGCAGCAGCAGCAAUGGCGAAGCUUUGCUCAGUGCUGGUGACCGCAGUGGUCGUGCUCUCGCUUCUGACGAGCCCCAUUGAUUGCACCCGCAAGCUCAGCAAGCCCAGGACAAAGCCCAAGCCCAAGCCGGUCAGCCACAGGCCGGCACCGGCAGCCAAGGUCAGCCACAAGCCGGCGGCGCCUGCCGUCAAGGUCAGCCGCAAGCCGGCGCCUGCGGCCAAGGCCCACCGCAACUACACCGCCACCCCCUCCUCGCCGUCCACCGUGUAUGGCUCCGGCGGCUGGCUGUCCGGCGCCGGGGCCACGUACUACGGCGCCCCCAACGGCGACGGCGGCGAAGGCGGCGCGUGCGGGUACCAGACCGCCGUCGGGAAGCAGCCGUUCGACUCGAUGAUCGCCGCCGGGAGUACGCCGCUGUACAGGGGCGGCGAGGGCUGCGGCGCCUGCUAUGAGGUCAGCAACUCGUAUGCUCGUGUAAAUGGUGGUCUGGCACACGGCCUGCCACUGAACUGUCGUAGCUCAAUUAUUGCAAAGCUGUCGGCUGGUCGUCCACUCGUCCUCAAAAACUACGGUAAAAAUGUGCAGGUCAAAUGCACGACCAACGCGGCCUGCUCCGGCCACCCGGUGACCAUCGUGAUCACCGACCAGUCCCCCGGCGGGCUGUUCCCCGGCGAGGUCGCCCACUUCGACAUGAGCGGCACGGCGCUGGGCGCCAUGGCGAAGCCCGGCAUGGCCGACAAGCUCCGCGCCGGCGGCGUCCUGAGGAUCCAGUACAGGCGGGUGCAGUGCAAGUACCCCGGCGUGAACGUCGCCUUCAAGGUGGACCAGGGCGCCAACCCGUUCUACUUCGACGUGCUGGUCGAGUUCGAGGACGACGACGGCGACCUCAGCGCCGUGGAGCUCAUGGAGGCCGGCAGCCGGGCCUGGACGCCCAUGGCGCACAACUGGGGCGCCACGUGGCGGCUCAACAACGGCAGGAGGCUCAACGCGCCCUUCGGGCUCCGGCUCACCUCCGACUCCGGAAGGGUGCUCGUCGUCAGCAACGCCAUCCCCGCCGGGUGGAAGCCCGGGACGACCUACCGGUCGCUGGUCAACUACCCCUGAAUCGUUCUUGCAUUGCCACCAAUGGAGGAGCAGUGCGUGGUGAGAAAUGUGCGUCCAGGUUUCGCGAGAGGCGGUGUCAAAGGAGGAGGAGGUUGAAGAAGGGAAUGGUGUUCUUCCCUCCCUCCACGGUCUCUGCAUU
Messenger RNA from Panicum hallii, 1325 nucleotides. RefSeq names its product expansin-B11-like. Gene Ontology annotation, cellular component: extracellular region. Gene Ontology annotation, biological process: sexual reproduction. The transcript is spliced from 2 exons. NCBI's taxonomy places the organism in Eukaryota, Viridiplantae, Streptophyta, Magnoliopsida, Poales, Poaceae. Bases 95 to 1186 code for a protein of 363 amino acids. The record is from RefSeq and is a predicted model, not a curated record.